Chelonus insularis is the source of this 553-nucleotide messenger RNA. RefSeq names its product Threonyl-carbamoyl synthesis 6 (gene Tcs6). The record is from RefSeq and is a predicted model, not a curated record. Bases 138 to 410 code for a protein of 90 amino acids. The transcript is spliced from 3 exons. NCBI's taxonomy places the organism in Eukaryota, Metazoa, Arthropoda, Insecta, Hymenoptera, Braconidae. Gene Ontology annotation, cellular component: EKC/KEOPS complex.
ACUUCCAUGGUAAAAUAGACAGUAUUUUUGUUAAUUUAAAAAUAAAUUAAAUCAUGAUUAGUAAAUUCAUUAAUUAAAUUUUUAUUCAAAUGGUUGAUUAAAAUUUAGCAAAGAAUCUGAAAAAUCAUAAGUCUGCCAUGAGUGACUUCUCUGUAAAAAUAUCUAUACAGUUUCCAACAGCCAGAGAAACAGAUAUUGCUUAUCAAGUAUUAAGAGUUGAUGCUGAACCUAGACGAAGCGGUGUUACCAAAACUUUAGAAUUAAAUGACGAUAUUUUAAAUGUGAGCUUUACUGGUAGUGAAGCUAGCAAAGUACGAGUGGGACUUACAUCAUUUUUUGAUUCACUUAUUCUAUUGACUGAAACUAUGAAAGAAUUUGAUGGUCGAGCACCUGUAUAUGAUUAUUAUUAACUUAAAUAAUCAGCAUUAACAAAAGUGAUUUGAUAAGUAAACUCAACAUGUCUGACCAUACACCAGCUCCUUAUCGACCAAGAUCAGUUUAUGGCUAUGCUUUAUACAUAGGCUCGAAUAUGCUUUUUUUACUCUACAUUAUU